Acanthaster planci (crown-of-thorns starfish) is the source of this 6740-nucleotide messenger RNA. Its product is annotated as scavenger receptor cysteine-rich domain-containing protein DMBT1-like. Gene Ontology annotation, cellular component: membrane. NCBI's taxonomy places the organism in Eukaryota, Metazoa, Echinodermata, Asteroidea, Valvatida, Acanthasteridae. The record is from RefSeq and is a predicted model, not a curated record.
CCAUCCAUGCCGCUGUCAUUCUAUGAUAGGCAAGGCUUCCUGUUUGGAUCUCUGUAAUCUUCUCCUGUAGCUUCGGCACACCGUGCAUGUCGGGCGGCAGCCAACACACAUAGUUAAAUAAGAGACUAGACCAACACAGCACGCGCCUCCCUACUCAGACCAAGAGCCCGUGCUCAGAUCCUUUGCCGGUCAGUAUAGCGACCGCGUGCAGAGGCAGUUGCUAACCACCUGCCUUUGUUCAAGAUGCCCAUGACGAUGCGAUGAUGAUGCGAUGCAUCACCGUUGUCUGUACUAUGCAUGUGUGUGCGAAAGAGGAGUACCCGUGGACAUAUCGUGCAUACGCACAGCGGCUAAUUAAAAGGGAAAGUCUGAAAGGUAAUAGUUCAGUCUUUCAGCCAGGCACGCGCUCCAUCAAGCGCUGUGUGCGAAUCGCACAAAACGACGUCUUCACGAUAAACCAAGGAGUGUAAGGCAGCAGGUGCUGAACAAGACACUCUCGAUAUACCAUCCAGAGCCUCGGGUCGCCUUGGAACGCGCUGCGACGCUAUCACCGAACGAAGAUCUACAUGCCCGUGGCAAAGCCAGCAAAUUAGUACUGGCUGCACUUUUCUGUGUGCGACAGAAUUGAAAACCGGUCCUUGCAACUUUCUGGACAAGAUACAGCCGUAGUUGAUGAGUAGUGAGAUUUGGACUUCGUCGCGGAAAUGGAUGUGGAAACUGCGUUCGUAUGGACUAUCGAUGCUCGUGAUAGCUAUCAACAGCGGACAUUGUCAUUUUGUUUUGGGUUCACCUUUUCAUGAAAGUCGACGCAGGUGCACUUAGGUUAACUGGCAGAGUUCCUACUUCAGAAUAUGCAGUAAAGCAAUGCAUCUGCGUCAAUACUUUCCCUACAGCGUUUCUUUGUGAAGUGAGAGAAAUACUGGUAUGUCAUUUUCGAGAGGACAUAACACAGAAUUUCCGUCAUUGUGACAAUAACAACACUAGACCUUACAACCAGCCGCGCCAAGCGUCGUCCAUGUGUCUAGCUUGCUCGUCGUCAUCGCGAGAUUCCUGGAUAAGUUUCCAGUGACAUCCCAAUCACAUUGGUCGCGGAUUUGCAAUUCUGCGCCUACCUCACGCGAGAGGGAGGGCAAGUGAUUAUAACGUGCCCCGGGGAAAGGAUCGAGAUUUCAAAACAAGUUGGUCCGAGGGAGCACAGGUACACCGCGGUGGUUGGUUGCUCAGUGUUGUACGGUUCAAGAGGAGUCAACCACGUGCUCUGCGUACAGUAUAGUCAUCUGAAGAAGUUCUUGCGCUCCUUUGGUUCAUGGCCUGUACGUUUAACGUGUACAGCUGAGGUUGUCCGAUUAGUAUUAGCCAUUAUUAGACACUGACAAACUAUGGAACCGACCGUGUAUCGCUUUUUCGAACCACAUUUAGUAUUGUUUGUCUGUGUGGUGGCCGGAUGUGCGGUACCAAGUCAUUCUUUGGAAUCAGACGUCUCCAGCGGACAAGAAACGACUACAGCCACGGGAAAGCUCCAAGUGCGUCUUUCUGGGGGCUUCACACCUAACGAGGGACGGGUGAUGAUCUUCGCCGAGGAACAAUGGAUACUGUUGUGCGACGCCGACUGGGGACUCUCUGAGGCCGAUGUUGUCUGCCGUCAACUCGGCUACGGAUACGCGACUAUGGCCUGGAGGGGUGCCCACUUCGGAGAGCCCAAGGGUAUUGGGGACGAGUCUAUGAUUACUCUGUCUUGCAUGGGAACUGAGAGUGAACUGUCUGCGUGCUCGCAUCGUCGAAUUUCAUCCGAGAUUUGUGGGAAAUUUAAAACGGCAGGUGUCCGUUGUGUCAAUGUUUCUGUGUUCAAAGAAAACCAAGUUCGUCUUAUUGGAGGAAUUACGCCAAACGUCGGCCGCAUUGAAAUUUUUCAAAACGGAACCUGGAACCUGAUAUGCCGUGAAUCAUGGGGCGUAACCGAGGCCAGUGUGGCAUGCCGGGAACUGGGUUAUCCUGGAGCGCUUGCGGACUGGGGCAAAACUUGGAUUCACUUGGACAGAGCCGCAAUCUUACAGAAAUCAGUCGCUUUCGUGUCGUGCUCUGGAGUUGAAGACAAACUUUCGAAGUGCAAAGUGGGCACCACAAGGAAUUUCCAUUGCCAGGAGUCUGCGACUGUUUCCUGUUCAGCUGGCGACCGGAAUGGUCCAUUGCCAUAUGAAAUUCGCUUGACCGGGACUGACCAGCCCAACAAGGGCAGGGUGGAGGUCCACCUCGGUGAUUCCUGGGGGACAAUAUGCGACCAAAGUUGGGGCCUGAAAGACGCGACAGUCGUCUGCCGACAACUCGGCUAUCCUUACGCCGCCGCUGCCCCUAGGGGCGCCCAUUUCGGCCAAGGCACGGGCCAGGUUCUCCUCGGGCAUGUCGGCUGCUCAGGACACGAGAGGCACUUGUUGGAAUGCCCAAGGAGUGGCAUUGGAGCCACCGGUUGUCUGCAUGAUAGAGACGCUGGUGUGGUGUGUAGUCUGGACCAUACAGUCAACCUGCCAGGUACCAUAGUGCGACUCUCUGGUGGCAGUUCUGGCUUUGUUGAAUUCUUCCACGACGGGCAAUGGUGGCGCGUAUGCGGCCACGGAUGGGACCAGAACGACGCAUCGGUCGUCUGUCGACAACUUGGGUACCACUCUCCGACAAACAUUUCUCCUUUGACUUUCAAGUCAACCACAUGGUCUGGAGACAGUGAAGAGGAAAACGUCGCUGCGUUGAUAGACAGGAUGCGUUGUCACGGUAACGAGUCGAGUCUAGCGCUUUGCCAAAACGAUGUUUUGGGUCCUAAGACUUGUCAGACCUCGAUGGCUGCAGUGGAUUGCAACGGAAACACGCCGCCUCGCUCAAUCGAGCCAGCAAAUUCCGUGAGACUUGCCGAUGGAGUGUAUCCUAUGGAGGGCCGCGUGGAAGUCUACCUGGACGGAGCGUGGGCGACCGUCUGUGGUGACCGUUGGGAUAUGACGGACGCCGAGGUAGUCUGCCGACAGCUGGGCUUCAACCACGCCACAGCAGCCUUGAUCCGAGCUCACUUCGGUCCGGGAUCCGGGCCAAUCGUCCUGGAUGAGGUCGAUUGUGUGGGCGAUGAGGAGGAGCUUAUGGACUGCCAGGCGAAGAAGUGGUACCAGCAUGAUUGCCAGCACAGACAGGAUGCCGGUGUCAGGUGCGACAGUCGUCAGGUGUCACAGGACUACUCAAUUCGAUUGUCCGGUGGAGCCACACCCAACUCCGGCCGGUUAGAGGUGUUCCUGAAUGGUCUAUGGCAUACUGUUUGUGACGUGGCCGGUACGUGGGAUAUCAGGGAGGCUCAGGUCGUGUGUCAAGAGCUGGGCUUUCCGGGAGCGCUGGCACCCUGGGCCAAAAUCAUCGGCGUGUUGAACGGAGCCCGGAGCAGGAGGAGCUUCGAGUCCGUGGAAUGUCUGGGGAACGAGUCCAAGAUAGCGCAGUGUCGCCUCGGUUUGGUGGGUGGGUUGGACUGUGGCGGAGUCGAGCAUGAAGCACGGGUACUAUGCGCAUCACGCCCAUUAGAAAACCUCCCAUAUUCGGUCAGACUCGAAGGUGGAAACAAUGACAGAGAAGGCAAAGUUCAGAUUCUUCAAAAUGAUCACUGGCUGCCCGUGUGUGGAGACGACUGGGGCAUUGCCGACGCGCGCGUGGUCUGCAAGCAGCUUGGCUACCAGUUUGCCAAGAGCGCCACCAUCGUGCCCGAGGAUUUUUCUAAGGAGCAGCGGCAACUACGGACAGAAAACAACCGCGCAAAGUUCAAAAGGAGUUUUCCUCACGUGCGAGGACUGUCUGGGUUCCGUUGCACGGGCCACGAAGACCACCUACUACAGUGCCAUUAUAGGGACGGGCAAAUGGUCGGCUGUGCCCGGGGCGUGGUCGCGCACGUUGUUUGCAGUGAUAAACCAUCCAUUCCAGCAGGUGAGAGACUACGAUUGAGUGGGGGUACUGGCGAGUCCGAAGGCCGAGUGGAAGUGUACUUUGAAGGUAUGUGGUGGAAGAUUUGUGGUGAUGACUGGGACAUACGUGACGCUAAUGUCGUCUGCCACCAGUUGGGAUACUCGUCAGAUCUCGCGGUUUAUAAACUGAGUGACAGUCUCUCUAAUGACGUCAUUUGCGAAAACCCCGCGGACGAGAGCUUCGGCGACUUGGUCAAGAACGUUGACUGCGAUUUGGAGUAUCUAAUGAGUGACUUGCAGUGCACUGGGAACGAGACUAGCGUGGUGGACUGCAGGCAUGCCGGGUUUGGUCGGCAGUAUUGCAGCGGGGACCAAGACGCUGCCGCCUGGUGUGAUGGGAAGAGGACCAAACAAAUCUUCGAAGCCCGGUUGGGUGCCAGCGACCCCAGGCGUCCGUACGAGGGGCGGGUAGAGCUGAACCACGGCGGACGCUGGUGGUUCGUCUGCAAGGAUGGUUGGGACCAGCAUGACGCCACAGUGCUUUGCCAUCAGCUUGGGUUUCCUGGGGUGGACAGUGCCGACCUGCAGCCGUCCUACAGAGUCAGGGGCAGCAGCGAGGGAGUGGGAUUUCUCUUGGAUGACUUGCAAUGUGACGGCACAGAGGAUAACAUCGCAGAGUGUUUGCACAGCGGGGUUGGCAGAGAGAGGUGUACGCGUCGGGUAGCAGCGGGUGUUAGGUGUGCGACGGACUUGCUCAUGAUCCAAGGUGAAGACAUCCGCUUGAUUGGCGGUAACACAGUGCUGGAGGGUCGGGUGGAGGUGUAUCACGACCAACGUUGGUGGACCAUCUGCGAUGAUAAAUGGGACAUCAAGGCGGCCGGUGUCGCCUGCCGACAGCUCGGGCUGCCCGCGGCCGAAUCGGCCGUUUUCGGUGCCUACUUUGGCAAAGGACGGGAAGGCACCGGCAUACUCCUUGACGAGAUUGAUUGCAAGGGUUCGGAAGGCAAUCUCCUCGAGUGUGCUCACCAUGUCUUGGGGGAGCAUGACUGUAACCACGCCCAAGAUGCCGGGGUCAAGUGUUCUCCUCCCACGGUACACCAUCAGUUGAAGCUUCCGAAACCAGUACGUCUAGCAGGUGGCAGCAACAUCUCAGAGGGCCGAGUAGAGAUCUACCACGAAUUUCGCUGGUGGACGGUGUGCAAGUCCGGCAACGAGUCGGACGACAUGAACGCCGCCCUCGUCGUCUGUCGCCAGUUGGAUUUCACUUCACCUCGGGCCGUGCUCCCUGUGGAUCAGUUCCAGGCAGCGCCGAGUUACACACGAGCCCUGUUCACACUGCUACUGUGUAAGGGCUGGGAGAGAAACCUGAGUCUGUGCCGACACGAGGAACUGAGCCUGACGGACCAAGGCUGCGAGCACAGCCAGGAGUUGGCUGUGCGCUGUACUGACGGCAACGGCAGUGGUUCCAGUCCGCCUUGGACUUCCCCUACACGACGAAAACGAUCGGGGCCAACCACACCCGUUCUGGCAGUCAUCAUUGCCACAGUGUUCGUCACGGGAUUCCUGAUUGGCAGUUUGAUACUCUAUCACGUGUAUAAGGCGUGCAACCGAUUCCUGUCCCGCCACCCGGCCAUUAUCAGUGGUGAUGCAGUGCGAUCCCCUCGCACCGCGGCAAACCUAGACCGGCCCGAGCUGGCCAGGGAGGCCAAGGAGUCGUCCCGCAACAAGGACAUGUUCAUCGAGCUGUACCCGCUGGCCCCAGUCCCCGACUGUGAGGACACAGACACGGAUGGUGAUGAGGAAAACGAGUACAGUGACUGGGGCAGUACUCCCAUCAGACGGGAGACCAACCUGCCCCCGCAUACACCAGAUGUCACAUACGAUGGCACGCUAGUUUAGCACAUUGUGGGUUGGGUGAAAUUUUUGUAUAAUUUCCCUCGUUCAUAAAACACCCUGCAAAGUACUCUAUCAUACGAAAUGUAAUUCAUUAAUAAUGUCAAAAUUUUAGUGAGAAAUCCCUCAUCUUUUAAGGCUUGAUAUUCAAGAUGGGUUUAGCGGUCAGCGCUUACACCUUCAGACCUGAAAUCUUAAGAGAAACGUGAUCGCAAUGGGUACUCUUGGUAUUUGAAAAGAAAUUAUUCCAUUGUUGUAUCUGGCAGCAGUCUUACUUUCGUGAUUGUUUACUUUCUGAAAAAGGUUGGGCGUCAAUUGUAUUGGAAAUUGAUGAGUUCCACGAUCACAUCUGUGAAUGCUGAUUGUAAUGAGACCAGCUGCCACCAUGAAUUCUGUAACAAACGCUUUGUAUUGGAAAUUGUUAGGGUGUACUUUUAUAUAUACAUGUACAAAUGUAUAAACAUGAGGCUGCAUGUCUACAUUAUUUGACAGGGUUGAAAUGUAUCAAAAGUCGAAGUAAUACGUGAUUGUGUAAAGUUGCAAAAUCAAAUGUAUUAUUUCAAAACACACCGAAAGUCACAAUUUGACCGCGAAAGGAAGUACCGUGGCAAAUGUGUACAACUAGUGUCAAUUUUGUACAUCACAUUUGGAUAAAAGAUAUAAGGCCGUACCCCAAAUUAUUGCUUUGUACAAUGCAUUGUAAAUACAUUUUGGAAACCUUAUGCAGUCGGCCUGAAGGGUUUUAUAGACAGUGGAAAUAGGUGGAGAUGUUUAAAAAACAGUUGAAAUAAGCGAAAUAGCUAGAUCAAGAUAUUAAACAUUAAUAAAGAAAACGUACAUCAAGAGAGAAUUAGUUGGUAUGUCAAUUAAUUGUCUGACCUGAGUGACAUAAAUUCAUAUGGAAUCGUCAGAAGAGGAGCAACU